GCUGUAUACUAAGUAUUAUUGAUCUGUUCUUUCAAGACGCAACUCAAAGACCACACUCCAGUCGUCCUCGUCGACAUGCAGCGGUCGGCCUAAUGCACCCACUAACGUAGUCACGGCUUCCCGAGUCGCCAGACGCACCGAUGGGUGCUUGUGAACUGUGAAACCUGUCUGCUUUGCAGCGGCUACGAAGUGUGACGCUGUGCAUUUGCUUACAUUACAUGUACCUUCACAAGUAGUUCGGCAUGGAUCCAUGGACAGCAGUGCCAUCGACUUGGGUCCAGGACGAAGCACAGAGCGAAUCGUCUCGAGAAGAGGGACGUGCAGAUCUCGCCCCAGCUGUGUGAUCUCACUGCCGAGCAUGGUGUCGAACUUGUGAGCAAAAGGCACGAUAGACUCGGCGACACCCCAUUCCAGCUCCCCGCUCGAGACGAUGGCGGAGGAUCCGUCAGCCUCACGCUCUUCCCAAAUGUGUUGGUUCUUCGCGAUGUUUCUCGCCAGCAGAUCAGGAAACUCGUCUGUCAAGACGGUUGUUUUGGCACCUAGCGAGGCGGCGACCAGUCCGCACAGACCACAGCCAGCCCCGAGCUCGAUCACAUCGCGUUCCCGAACCACCUCCUGAUCGUGCGUCUCCAGGAAUUCGCAGAGGACCAGCGCGCCCGCCCACACUUCGCCGCCUAGACCGUCAACUUUGGUAGUGUCCUGCACCACGCGAACGCAGACAUCGUUGCGCAGGCGGAAGGCGGCCUCGUGCUCCUGUUGCUUUGAUCUGGUCAUCUUUGCCAAUCAACACAACACACGAAAAGGCAACUCCCUCGACUCACUGACUUAGGACACUAUAUCGAGGAAAAUUAUUGCUUGGCGAAUGGGUGGAGGCGCUGACAACAUCUAAAAGACACACUCGCACUCUACAUCUUCUCGCGGCCGGGGCUUUAAAUUUGCAGCACUAGAGCUGGUAAGUCAUGGAGGCUGUGAACGCGUCCCGCCCGGAUGUGAUCGGCAAGCUGCCGCAGCUGCAGAACAUGGUCAAACGCGACCCGGUGGGCUACCGCACCGAGUUCCUAAUGCAACUACGUCACUUCGAGAGCGAGUAUCAACUGUUCCUGCUGCAGCCCACGAAGGAGUCGGCGCACUUUGGUGCGCUUGUGAGCUUCCUGAGUCAUGUGGCUAAAUGUUACCCUACGGAGAUGGCGGCCUUCCCCGAACAGAUCAUGGGACUGCUGCGCGACAACUACCUGGUGCUGGAGCCGGAGCUGCGCAAAACGCUUGUGCAGAGCCUCAUGCUGCUGCGUAACCGUGGCCUUGUGGACGCCAUCACGCUGCUCAAGCUCUUUUUCGAGCUAUUUCGUUGCCCGGAUAAACGGCUGCGCGAGUUAUUGUACAAACACAUUGUGUCGGACAUCCGCCAACUCAAUGCCACGUCGCGCAACGUAAAGGUGAACAAAGCGCUGCAGAACUUCCUAUUUGAGAUGCUCAAAGACGAGAGCGAACACGCCGCCGUCAAGUCGCUGCAGGUGCUGAUGGAGCUCUUCAAGCGCAAGAUCUGGCACGAUCAGCGCAGUGUUAACGUUAUAGUUACGGCAUGCACGAGUAAAAACACGAAGCUGCUGGUGAUGGCUCUCAGUUUCUUUUUGGGAAUCGACGAGGAUAUUUUGGAGGACGAAGAGCAGCAGAAAAAGGAGAAAAAGGCUCUCGUGGCUGUAGACUUUCACGCUCACUCGAAGAAGACGAAGAAGCGUCAGCGUGACACUCUGCAAGCACUUAGCAAGAACAAGCGAGCACGCAAGCGUGAACUCGACUUCAUGGCUACCUUCCCUGCGAUCGAAUUGCUGAAUGAUCCACAGGGCGUCGCUGAGCGCCAGUUGAAGCUGCUCAAGAGCUGCACGGAGCGUUUUGAGGUGAAGCUCCUGAUGAUGAACUUCAUUGGUCGCGUUUUGGGCUUCCACAAGCUUGUGGUCCUUCCUUUCUACCCUCUACUGCAGCGCUACUUGCAAUCUCACCAGCAGAGUGUCACGGCUAUCCUGGCGUAUUUGGUACAAUCAUGUCACGACGAAAUCCCACCGGAGGAGCUCCUGCCUAUUGUCAAGAGUAUUGCGCACAACUUCGUCACGGAGAGAUGUUCGUCCGAAGUGAUUGCUGUGGGUAUUAACUCUCUACGUGAACUGUUCCGCCGCGUGCCGCUUUUGCUGGAAUGCGAGGGAAUGGACGUGCUAGUGAGCGAUUUAGUCCAGUACAAUCGUGCACGCGACAAAACUAUCGUCAUGGCAGCGCGUGGUGUGCUCAAUCUCAUUCGUGACAUUCAUCCGGCUCUGCUUAAGCGCAAGGAUCGCGGCAAGUUUCACAAUGAAGCUGCCAAGCCUCAUCGCUACGGUGAACUGGUGGCAAGCGAAGGCGUGGAUGGUGCCGAUCUGCUGGCGGAAGCUGAAGCCGCUGGACGCUUUGAUGGCGAAGACAACAAGGACGGAUGGGAGGUGGCAUCGAACACAUCGGACGAGGAUAACUCUGAGGACGAGUGGGUUGAUGUUUCAUCCGAUGAAGAAGACAAUGAGCGCGGAGACAAUGGCGAUGCAAAUGAAGAUGAUGCAGAGGAAGAAGAGAGCAGCGAGGAGGCCCCACAGAUUGAGCAGAAGGAUCGCUUGGACGCCCGUCGUAUUUUGACGCCGCUCGAUUUUGAACGCAUUGAGAUGCUAAAGAAAGAGCGUGAUGCAGCUUUGAAGGACCCGAAGUCACGCAGCAAGCGCAAGGCCGAGGAGGAUGCUGCCAAAGCCAGCUCGGAUGCAACAAAGGUUAAUCCGACUGAUCUCGAGGGCUACUCGAAGAAGAAGCGCAUGACUCAAGAGGAACGACUUCGCGUCGUCCUCGAAGGUCGUGAGGACUUUAAGCACAAACGCUCAGGCGGUGGUACUACCAAUACGGAGAAGAAGCGCCUGAAGCACUUCAUGAUGAUCAAGAAGAGCAAAUCUGUGCAGUCGAAGGUGCUCGUAUCUGCUCGCCAGGUGCAGCGCCAGAAGAAUCGCGUAGUCAAGAAGAUUCUAAAGCACGACGCGAAGAAACGUCGCAAGAUCUAGUCAUUGCGACGUUCAGUAGAUGCAUCCUUGGUAAUGUUUUUGAAAAGAAAAAUGCUCGAUAUCAACAGAGUUUUGCGUUACCGGACGAUCUGCAAAAGAACAC
Molecule: messenger RNA, 3168 nt
Organism: Phytophthora nicotianae INRA-310
Lineage: Eukaryota; Oomycota; Peronosporomycetes; Peronosporales; Peronosporaceae
Exons: 1
Coding region: 960-3065 (701 amino acids)
Biological process (GO): ribosomal large subunit export from nucleus; ribosomal large subunit biogenesis
Cellular component (GO): nucleolus
Source: RefSeq, a predicted model, not a curated record